Molecule: messenger RNA, 2391 nt
Organism: Dreissena polymorpha
Lineage: Eukaryota; Metazoa; Mollusca; Bivalvia; Myida; Dreissenidae
Product: probable serine--tRNA ligase, cytoplasmic
Exons: 11
Coding region: 64-1611 (515 amino acids)
Biological process (GO): seryl-tRNA aminoacylation
Cellular component (GO): cytosol
Molecular function (GO): tRNA binding; serine-tRNA ligase activity; ATP binding
Source: RefSeq, a predicted model, not a curated record
CAGUUCGGUAUUGAUUGUACUGAAAAGGAAGUGCUUUGACGUUUUCUCAUUUGGCCGGCGAAGAUGGUGUUGGAUAUUGAAUUAUUCCGUUCAGAUAAGGGCGGAGAUCCCAAUAAAAUACGAGAAAAUCAAGCAAAGAGAUUCAAGGAUGUUACUUUGGUGGAUAAAGUUGUCGACCAUGACAAUAACUGGAGAAAAGCAAGGUACAGGGCGGACUUGUUGAAUAAAUUGAAAAAUGUAUGCAGCAAAGCUAUUGGUGAAAAGAUGAAGAAGAAAGAGCCAGUUGGUGAGGAUGACUCGGUGCCAGCAGGCCUCACUGACGAUGUAGAGAGCAUUACUGUGGAGAGGCUAGCUGAGUUGACGGUGGUAAAGAUAAAGAAGCUGCGAGUGUUCAUUGAUGAGCAGAUGGCUCUGAAUGAGGAGGCACUGUGUGUGCAUGAGAGGGAAAGGAACGAGUCCCUGAAGGAGAUCGGGAACCUUCUCCACGAGACCUGCAUCGUCUCCAAUGAUGAGGAUGAAAAUGGUGUAGAGCGCACGUUUGGUGACUGUGUGGCAAGGAAGAAGUACUCCCAUGUGGACCUGAUAGUGAUGAUAGAUGGCUCUGAUGAUCAGAGGGGGUCCAGUGUGGCUGGGGGCAGAGGGUACUAUCUCAAGGGCCCGGCAGUCUUUCUAGAGCAGGCUCUCAUCAACCUGGCGUUGAACAUGCUGCUGGAGAAGGGCUACACACCACUAUACACCCCGUUCUUCAUGCGCAAGGAGGUGAUGCAGGAGGUGGCACAGCUCUCCCAGUUCGAUGAGGAACUAUACAAGGUUGUAGGCAAGGGCAGUGAGAAGCAGGACGAGAGCAGCGAGGACGUGAAGUACCUGAUAGCCACGUCCGAGCAGCCAAUCGCAGCAUUCCAUAGGGACGAGUGGGUGCCCAUAGGGAGCCUGCCCAUCAAGUACUCAGGCAUCUCAACGUGCUUCAGGCAGGAGGUUGGCUCACAUGGCCGCGACACCCGUGGCAUCUUCCGCGUGCACCAGUUUGAGAAGAUAGAGCAGUUUGUGUUGACCUCGCCGCACGAGAACAAGUCCUGGGAGAUGUUUGCGGAGAUGGUUGGCAAUGCAGAGGCCUUCAAUCAGGCUCUGGGCAUUCCAUACAGGAUAGUGAACAUCGUUUCAGGUGCACUGAACAACGCUGCGGCAAAGAAGUUUGAUCUUGAGGCCUGGUUCCCGGGCUCGGGUGCGUUCCGUGAGCUGGUGUCAUGCUCCAAUUGCCUUGACUACCAGGCACGCAGACUUAAAGUGCGCUACGGACAGAAAAAAAUGAACCAAGAGGCGGAGUACGUGCACAUGCUGAAUGCCACUAUGUGUGCCACAACACGGACCAUCUGUGCAAUCCUGGAGAACUAUCAGGUUCAGGACGGAAUCAUUGUGCCUGAAGUUCUACGGAAAUACAUGCCAGCCCAAUACCGUGAGAAGCUGCCAUUUGUGAAUGCAGCCCCUAUUGAGGAGCUGGAGGCAAAGAAGCAGAAAGCAGCGGGAGGAAAAGGGAAGAAAUCAGAAGAAAAAGGGAAGCGGGAGGAAAGUGUGGAGAAACAAGUGGAAGAAAUGGCAAUAGGAGAUAACUGAACAAUGAACUUUCUUAAUACCAUAUGAUGGGCUUGUUGGUAACCUAUCUAAGUAAAAAUACUUAAAAUUAAGUUAAAAGGAUAAGUGGUUAGCUCUUAUUUAAAUAUGAUGAAUUUCGGUUUUGGAACCUAUUUAAAAAGCAUAGAAUGAUUGUUCUUUUGUUAAACAUGUGUAACAUUGAACUUUUAUCUACAUAUUAUACUUAUUUAAGUAUUGGCUGUUGUUCUUGUGGUUUAUAUAUAUUCUGAGGAUAUAUUUUACCUAACGAAAAAUGUAUUUAAAUUUAGUUAACAUCAUGUAAAACUUUAAAUAAGUAUUCAAAGCCCCAAAAGGUGUUUUAACAGUUUGUAGUUAUUGCAAUUUCUGCUCUUUGCCCUGUCUGACAUGUGAGAGUGCAGUUAAAGUAAAUGAUGUUCGUUGUCAUUAAAAAAAUAUUUUAACCUACUUGUUAAUUGAUUUACUUCAGCAUACUUGUUUGUUGCAUUAUUUCAAAAGAAUCAGCGGUGGUCAAUAGAUUUUGUUAAUACAUAAUUUAACAACAGCCACAAAAAAAACAAAAAACAAAAUGCAACAUUUUGGGUUGAACAACUUGGCAUGAAUGGCAGACAUGUGUAAACUCAAAAACAUCUUGUUUCGAUUAUAGUGGUAUUUGUAAUAUUGGAUAGAUGGAGAUUUCACAAGUAUUUAUAUAUUGUGUAUGAACAACAAAUAUACAUUGGGUCAACAAAUUAUGUGUUAGUUCCACGUUAUUUAUAAUUUGAAAUAAAACCUUUAAAAAUC